This is a messenger RNA of Girardinichthys multiradiatus, 1880 nucleotides long. RefSeq lists its product as uncharacterized. Lineage: Eukaryota; Metazoa; Chordata; Actinopteri; Cyprinodontiformes; Goodeidae. The record is from RefSeq and is a predicted model, not a curated record. The transcript has 3 exons. Gene Ontology annotation, molecular function: nucleic acid binding. Bases 283 to 1029 code for a protein of 248 amino acids.
GAUGAGCGGAAGAAGCAUAGACUUAAGCAAAAAUAUAGCCCAAGAAGCUCAAGUCAGUGCUAAAAUAUAUGAUGAAAUGAAAAAAAAUGGCAUAAGUUUCAGAACUAUAAGAACUACCAACAGAACACAAAAACAAUCUAAAAAUUGCCUGAAUAAGGCAGAAAUCAGGGUGAGAACAGUUGUAGAAAUGUAAGAAAUUGGCAGAAAGUCAGAGGAGAGAAAGAGAGAAAGGCUAGACAGAGAGGAGAGAAAGAGUCAGAGGACUGAGACAGGUUCUCCAAAAUGGUUCACCUGGUCUCCCUCAAGAAGCUGCCGUCAGCUAAGGACAUGGGAGAAGUGUUGGUACACGAGGUCUUCUGCCUCCAUGGUCUCCCCACGGACAUUGUCUCGGAUAGAGGGCCACAGUUCAUUUCCCUGGUUUUGGAAGGAGUUCUGCUUCAUGCUGGGAGUUUCCCUUGUCUGGACAUCACCCUCAAACUGAUGGACAGACCGAGAGGGCAAACCAGGAAGUGGAGACCAAACUUUGCAUGCUCUCCACCAGUAUUCACGUUCCAGGACAAGGAGGCCGAAGUUCCCUCGGCCAAUGCCACAGCCAUGAGGUGCGAGCGGGUCUGGAGAAGGGCCAGGAUAUCCAUGGUCAGGAUGUCGGCAGUACAGUCCAGGGCAGCCAACCGCCGUCCUGUUCCUGCACCGGACUACCAGGUGGGCCAAGAGGUCUGGCUGUCCUCCAAAGAUCUUCCCCUGCGGGUGGAGUCCCGUAAGCUGGCACCUCAUUUUAUUGGCCCCUUCCCCAUCUCCAAGGUUGUCAACCCGGUGGCUGUACAUCUCCAGUUGCGCCGGUCUCUGAAGGUCCACCUUACAUUACAUGUGUCCUGGGUCAAGCCCUACAUUGUUCCUCGCCUCGAUGGGCCAUGGUGUCAACUGUCUCGUCGACUGGGAGGGUUACGGCCCCGAAGAACAGACCUGGAUUCCUGGGCGGUUCGUCCUGGACAGGACUCUCAUCCAGGAUUUCCACCGCCUCCAUUCUGACUAGCCUCAGGGUCCGUCGGGAGCCGGACCUUGAGGAGGGGGUACUGUAAUGAUUCUGGCCCGCCUGCCUGUUUCCCACUCUACUCUCCCUGUCUGCAAUCAGUCUCAUCUGCUCCACCUGUUUCCCCUGUACUGCUGCACAAUCAGCGGCAUGCCACUCACCUGUCCUCCAGCAGUUAUAUUCAGCCCACUGACAGGCAGACGGUGCCAGAGUUUUGAAAGCCUCCUAGCGAGUAGAUAUCCAGCAUUUUUUCCUGCCUGACCAAGACUUCUGACCACGUUUUUGCUCCCCGGAUUCCCCCUUUUGCCUGGCCCUCUUGGGAUUACUCUUAUUCUGGUUAACGACCCUGGUUCUAUCUCUCAACUGCUGCGCCUGCUUCGCCCCUGGAUCUGUCAGCCUAAGCCAGUCCUUACCUCCUCCUGCCUGAACUCCCUGUGUUCACCUGGUCCUCUGACAAGUGGUUUGUUUCCGACUUCUUGGUUCUCGCCCAGCUUCUGCUCUGACCAUUACCCUGCUGUUGAGCCAUUCCCUGGUCCCUGAGAAGGAUAGUGGCUUUGGAUUCACAUUUUUGUCAGAACAUUUUUCAAGCCACUAACAUGCUUCCCUGUCCUCAGUGGUUCUGGGAUUCUGACUGGCUGGUUCCUAUUUCCCAGACCCAGAAUAAAUCUUUUAAACUGCUUAGUGUCUGGCUGAAAUUUUGGGUCCUGAGUCCUGUGCGUAAUAGUUUCACACCUGGGAAAGAGCAAAGAUCCAACAUCCAAAACAAUGAAAACAGGCGCGGCGCUGGUGGUGUAGGGGUUGGCAUGUGACCACAUAUAGAGGCUAUAGUCCUCGAAGUGGCCGUCCCAGG